Molecule: messenger RNA, 2194 nt
Organism: Westerdykella ornata
Lineage: Eukaryota; Fungi; Ascomycota; Dothideomycetes; Pleosporales; Sporormiaceae
Exons: 2
Coding region: 98-2041 (647 amino acids)
Source: RefSeq, a predicted model, not a curated record
GAGAAGCCUUGGGAUGUCCAGGUCGGAGAGUGGCGAUAAAGAGCAUGGGAAGGCUUCACCCAGCUGAUAUCAGCAAUUAUAAAAUAAUAAAAGUAAGAUGCGCCAACAACGCACAAAACCCGACCUCCAGGUCCGCAUCCACACGACAACAAAGCCCUUCAAAUCCUCGUACCUCGCCAUCCCGCCCUCGCCCUUUUCCCCCCGAACGCCUUUAUACCAAACCACCCAGGGCACCUCUAGAACAGGGACUACUAGAUUCUUCCGCUCCUUUCCCUCAACAUCAUCCCCAGCCUCCACCACUUACCCAAACACCUCCAUCCCCUCAAACUUCAACAAUAUCCCCGUCGUCAUACCCUCGCCUUCCCCCUCCCCCCUCCGCUGGCUCUGGCAAUGCCACAACUGCCACCGCACGUACCCGCUAUCCGUAACCCGGCGCUGUCUUGAGGACGGACAUUUCUUCUGCGCGGGCACCACGACGCUCAAGUGUUGGCGGAAGAGCGUGAAUCCUAGGAGUGGCGGGCGGGGAAAUAAGGCAAGGGUGCUAAGGCAUAAGGCGUGUGGGAGUGAGUUUGAUUAUUUGGGGUGGAAGGAGUGGGGGAGGUGGAGGAGGGGUGUUCUUAGUGUGAGAAGCGAUGCGAGGGAGGCAAGUCAUGAUUCGGAUGCGGGAUUGAGUAAUGGCUCGUCGACGUCUGCGUCGUUGUAUUCACCCUCAUCCUCAUCUGCCUCGGAGGAAGACAGUGAUAGCGACACCGAUACCGAUGUCGACAGCGACUACACCACCAACUCCUCCACCAGAGGCCGUCCAUAUACCUCAUCCAGCAACACCACGGCCUCUCGCUCCCUUUCUGCACCCGCUCUCUCAAUUCCCAAAUCCAACCUCCCCCAGAGAAAAAACUGCUGGCUCAACUGUGAUUACCCGAGUGAAUGUCGCUGGGGGAGGCAAUAUGGCGUGCAUACGCCGCUGGAUGUGUCGUUCCCCGUGUUACCGCUUUCUCCGCCGUCGCCUGAGAAAUUGGAGAAGAAGGGUAGAGGGGAGGUGAGGGAGGGAGUGAUGAAGUUCGGAAACAUUUGCGGCUCUGUGAACAAGUUUGGUGUGUCUAAGAAAGGUUUGACCAGGAGCUAUGACGACGAGGACGGCAACGGGAACGGCACUCCCACCGUUGCUGGCACAGGCACCUCGAGGAUGCGCAGCGCAUCACGAGGCAGCGAUCUCUGGACCACUCUCGUGGCGAGCGCGACGAGGCGCAAAACUCUCGCUGCGCCGAGUCCGUUGAGUAGAGUUGAGGAAGAAGAAAAAGGGGUGAUGGAGAGAGAGGAAGUCGGUGCAGGUAGUUAUCGAGAGCAGAAUGAGAGAGGUGGCAAGAAGGAGGGGUCGAAACAGGAGGGUGGAGACGGAGACGUAGACGCCGCGCUCUUUUCCGCCUUUAUCGAGGAGGCGGCGUAUAUGGAAGAAACGGGAGGAGAAGAAGGAUUGGGUAGUAAGGAGAGUACGACAGUGCGGAAAGACAGAGAUGGAGACGUCUUCAUGACUUCCCCUUCUGCAUCUCCGCCUAUCCCGCAGCCAGACAUUAGAAGCAUGGAGCUUCCCAUAAGCCCGACACCCUCCCUCUCAUCUACCCUCUCGAGUCUGUCUUCCAGCGUCACGGCACCUGUGAGCACGUUAAGAGACAUCUUUAAAAAGACCGCUUCCUCCGCUUCCGCCCGGUCCUCACGGUCACGAUCCCGAUCUAGGUCCCGAACACUCAGAAGCAACAGUCUCAGUAAUACCGCUUGUUCAGACACCAAUGGCACCCCUCCAGCACGUCACCAACUCCAUACCCAACACAAGCGCGCAAAGGCAAGUGCGACGGACUUCACCACCCAGCCUCUCCUCGCUCGUACCGACAUGGAAUUGCAUAACGGCGUUGACGUCGACGGCGAAUCCCAACCAGAGCAACUAGCACAUCCUGAUAUCCUCCGACUCUACAGCGAGGAAUUCGCCCCGCUGGAGAGAGUGCAGAGUAGAGAUAGCGGGUACAUGAGCAGCAGCAGUAGCCUUUGAUCUUCCUUUAGCGUUAUUCGUUAGCCUUUAGGAAGUUGUGAGCAGGUCCAGUUUUCUUUUGCCUAGGGUUUUACUAAGUUGUUUAGCGGGGUCCUGUGUCCUUGUAUACUCAAGAGAACGCUUGAUUAACUAGCAAAUGUACAUUCUACUCAG